GUUAGGGAAGUGACGUCGCAAUUGGAUAGGGAGCUCUCAAAUGUUGCAAGAGGGAUAAUAUGCUUCUCAUUUGAUUAUUUUUUUUAAUAACGACAGGAAUUUGCAAUUCGUCAAAGUAUUUGAGGUAUGAAUUGGAUAGGUGCCCUUGUCGUGCAAGCAGCAACUGAAAUACCGGUGUCGACGUCGCGUAGCCAGCUGCUGCCAGGUUCAUACGAUGGCGACAAGGCUGAGCGGCUUCGGGAAGACCUUUGGAUCUGUUAACGUUAGCCGGAUUUAUACUUUAUUUCUCCUGUUUUUAGUUGUACAGUGUCAUAUUUGUAAACAUGAAGUACCUCAUCGUUCAGAGGUAAUUCACAAAGUGUAUCUAAAACCAGAAAGACUCACUAAAAGGAGCAUCGAUCAGCAAUUAGAUAUAAAGAUAAUUUAUGACCAAAGUGUUGAUAGGCUACCUGAAGACCAAGGGAAACUUGUGAAGGAAAAGCUAUUUCCUCAAGCAAUCGAUUAUCUUCAGAAAGCAUUCAGAGUCCGAAGACGAGCAGGCCCUGUACUACUCAGCAGACAAUGUGCAACCAAUCAGUACUUGCGGAAGAAAGAUGACCCUCAUCGUUACUGCCAGGGAGCCUGUGCACAGGUCACCAGAUGUGGACCAGUGGUUGUUCCAGAGCACCAUUUGCAGCAAUGUAAAGUGUGCAGCGAGACGGGCAAGUCGUGCGGGCCGGCCGGGCCCCCUGAUGGAGACGGGGUGGAGGGGGCGGACUUUGUGCUGUACGUGAGCGCCGUGACCACGGAACGCUGUGGGCAGGAGAACAUUGUGGCCUAUGCAGCCUACUGCCAGCUGGAGUCUGAACUGGACAGGCCCAUCGCUGGUUAUGCCAAUCUGUGCCCCCGUAUGAUCUCCACCCUACCUCAGGAGUUUGAAGGCAUGCUGUCCACGGUCAAGCAUGAGAUCAUACAUGCCCUGGGUUUUUCAGCAGGGCUCUUUGCAUUCUAUCAUGAUGAUGAUGGGAAACCACUUACCCAGCGUUUUGCGAGUGGCUUACCAGCCUUCAAUGAGAGCUUAGGACUGUUCCAGUGGAGCGAUAAGGUGAUUCGGAGGGCCACGCGACUAUGGGACAUUCGCGGCCAGCGAAUGGUCCGGCACGAAGUCUACCUCUUGGUGACCCCACGCGUGGUGGAGGAGGCCAGGAGGCACUUUGACUGCCCCAUCCUGGAGGGCAUGGAGCUGGAGAACCAGGGGGGGAUGGGGACCGAACUCAACCACUGGGAGAAGAGGCUGCUUGAGAAUGAAGCGAUGACUGGAUCUCACACACAGAACAGAGUGUUCUCAAGAAUAACGCUAGCCAUAAUGGAGGACACUGGGUGGUACAGAGCAAACUACAGCAUGGCAGAGAACUUGGAAUGGGGCAAAGGUUUGGGAUGUGACUUUGUCAUGAAGAGCUGCAAAUUCUGGAUGGACCAUCAGCGGCGGACGAGGCGUAGUCUGACCCCAUACUGUGACUCUGUGAGGAGCACACCCCUCCAGCUUACCUGCAGGCAGGACCAGCUGGCCGUGGCCGUGUGCAACCUGCAGAAAUACCCACUGGCUCUCCCCCUGGAGUACCAGUAUUUUGACCAAAUUGCUGGUGUGCCAUCGUCGGAGCUGCCCUCGUACGGUGGUGCUGUAGAGAUCGCAGACUUCUGCCCGUUCAGUCAGGAGUUCAGCUGGCACCUGAGUGGGGAGUACCAGCGCAGCUCCUAUUGCCGCAUCCAGGAGAACCAGCCAGACGCAUGGAGGAAUUAUGGGGCAGAGCAGUAUGGGCCCAACUCAGUGUGUCUGUACCAGAAGUCCCCCUUCACCAUGGAGCAGUGCACCAGACGCAUGACCUACCCCGACUGGGGCAGCGGCUGCUACAAGAUGUCCUGCUCUGACCAAGGGCUGACAGUGUGGGUGCAAGGCCAGUCCUUUCUGUGUGGGCAAGCUGGCCAGCUCCUCAAUAUCAACGUGCGCUCCAACGACUGGGUCUACAGCGGCAUGCUGGUCUGCCCUGCCUGCUCAGACUUUUGCGGCUCCUGCCCACUCCCACACCAGCUGCCGCUAAUCAACAACACACGGAGCGCUAAGAUUGACCCCUGCUCCAGCUCCUCCGGCCUGGUGGUGACUCUCUGGCUGCUGCUGUUAAACCUCACCCCCCUCCUGGCUGGGUACCUCCUGUGUGGCUAACAGGGGUUAGCCCAUCUCAUGAGCCUGGAGGGAGUCCAACCCGAGGGCCAGCUCCCAGCCCGUGAACUACUGGGACCCCGAUCCUGCUGCAGGGGGAGAGAACCUGAGUGCAGCAGGAUCUCCGCAAAGAACAGCAGUUCACAUCCAUGGUCCCAACUGUAACAAGCAGGGAGGUACACCCAUCAGAGCCUGUGGCAGAGAGAUGCUGUGGGAAAAGCCAUUGAUUGCACUCCUUUAUAAUCUAGCUAAGUGCCAGGAUGUCAUAGUUCACUGUCAGAAGCCAUAGGCUCCAGGGCUGGAGAGAGGCAGGUGUUCUCUUGAUGCGCAAGGUGCUAAAUGACGUCCAACUGUCCAUCCAUCCCCAGGGAGAAGGUAGCAUUUUCUACAGUACUGGGGACAUGUCAGGCAAAUACCCUGUCCUCCUGCUGACCAAGAGUUGUGCUUUUCUGUUGAGGGAGAAAUAUACAAACUUUGUUUUCUAUGAUUCUGAUGGAUUGGUAUGAAAGUUGUUCUGUAAUUGUGCAUUGGGUAAACAAAAAUGGUGGCUAACACUAUCUCCUAACAGGAUGUGAUGCGAGCAAAAUUUACCGAUAAAACAGACAUACAAGACAGCCGCUUGCCCGGAUUCUAUUAGGAUAUGGUAUAAGACUCUAAAAUGUGCUGAGUUUUUGAAGAUGUUUAAUGUUGUUUGGUCUGGAAACUAGUGGUAUGUGUGUGUAUAAUGUGAGUUGUGUGCCUGAGAUUAGGCAAGUACCGUAAAACAAAUAUGUGAAUGUGAAGGACAUCAAGUUUAGCUACAAAUGGGACAAAAGAUUUUAGAUUUGAAUCAUGGUUCCUCAUGUUUUCCUUGGUUGAACAACCAGUAGUUCUGUUCAGUCAGAUCCUUAUGUUAUGUUGAUCCCAAAAUGUGUAGUGACACUCAUCUGUAGUUACGUUUUGUUCAGUGGAGUUGGCUGAAUAUAAUUUUUAUCCUGCACUCCAUCCAGCUGUUGAACAUUUGAACUGCUGAACAUUUAGAAAUGUAGAGAUGUUAAACAUGUCAAUUGCCUCAAGUUCUAGAGUAAAGUUAAACCGCAGAGGCUCAAAACUUCUGCUGUUUGUUUACAAAGAAUCAACUUGCUCUCCUCCUUGCAGACUGUUUAAUUCUUGACCUUUUUUCCACCCUUAUAUUAAGCUAAUUUAUUUCUACAUUUCUUUCCAUGUAUCAAGAUGAAGUAUCUUUAGAAACCCAGUGGAGAUAUAAAAUCGGCCACACGGAUGGUUAUGCGGUGGCAGCUAUGCUGACAUACUUUGUGUUGUUUACAGUUGAAGGAGAAACCCUAUUCCUGAACUGCUAACAAUGGGUCAGGAGGCAAAUGAAGUUGCACAGAUUAUCAGAAUGUUACUUUUCAAUUUUUUUAUAUUAAUUAUUUAUUUUUAAUUACAGCAGAAAUUGAUUUUAUGGAAAGGGCUGGCACGAUACUUGCAAUGAUUUAUGUGUAUACGUAUGUGUGUGUAUAUAUAUCUAUUUAAACCCCAGCCCCCCACAUCAACUGCUUUGCCAGUAGUGAUUUUUAUCGCACAGAACAAAUGAGCCUUAAUAUGCCAGGAGUCCAGUUCUAUUGAGAACAGUGGCCGUUUAUUUAGGAAUUCUGCACCACAAUGCCUACCAAUCAUGAUAUCUUUUUUUUUUCUAAAUGAUUUCUAAAAAAAGUGGUAAUGUGGUAGGUUCUGAACAUCUCUGUUGUGUUUUUGUUUUCAGAUACAUUCUGAAAUGUGGGAGUAUCCUCCCAUAUGACUGACUAAAUGGAAGGACCACAUUUUCAUGUGUAGUGUAGUUCACAGAGAUUAAUUCAGUGUUUAUUUCCCCCCCUGUAUUGUAUUUGUGCAUUUGUAUAAAUUAUUGUAAACACACUUACUAGUUUGAUUAUGCUCAUCCAACUCUGACCUCUGUUACUGUAUUAUUACAUCAUAUAAUAAUUGUUAAUGCUAUUGAAAGUUGAAUUCCCCUCUUGUUGGUUAAUUCAGGACACAACGUUAUAUGCAGUGUUUUACUUGUUAUUCUUGUCUGGCGCUGAUGUGAAUUAUAAUAUUAUCCCUGAUCUGACAGAAUUAAUGGAGACCUCUGAUGACGAUUGUGAGCUAUAUUUUAUUGAAGCAUUUGUAACAAAAAAGUUCUGAUGGCUCUACAGUAGAAGUGUGUGUGUGUGUGUGUGUGUGUGUGUGAGAGAGAGAGAGUGAGAGUGCAUACCGUUUUAUAUAUACAGUAAUCUAAGGGUUUAGAUCAUGUCUCUUACAUUUUACUUGAUAUGUGUAACAUUGACAUGAUCUCUUUGGUUUUACAAUUAUUUAUUUUUUUAAUGUGAUAGAAAUGUGUGAUAUAAUUUGUGAUGUACCAUAGACAUCUUUUUCAUUUUUAACAAAUUUAUUUGUGUGGCCAGUAGAAUUUGUUUGCUUAGCUGAAGAGAUUGAUAGUCUAACAGUACUUUGUGGUGGAAGAUACUGGCUUUUCUUUACUAUAUCUGUAUAGAUUGCAAAUUAAAGAAAUUGUUAAAGUAAUAAAAUUUACUUUUUCUCAGGCAUUCUUUGAGGCCAAGAAAAAAUGAUUCUGUACUUUCAAACAGCCAUUCAACAUUUUCCCUUUUUCCAUGUCUUCUGUCUUAAGAUAUUUAUAACUGAAUAAAAAAUUUGUCUCUGAA
Alosa sapidissima (American shad) is the source of this 4878-nucleotide messenger RNA. It is a transcript of the gene lmln, whose product is annotated as leishmanolysin-like (metallopeptidase M8 family). Gene Ontology annotation, molecular function: metalloendopeptidase activity. The transcript has 17 exons. Gene Ontology annotation, cellular component: membrane; cytoplasm. Gene Ontology annotation, biological process: cell adhesion; proteolysis. NCBI's taxonomy places the organism in Eukaryota, Metazoa, Chordata, Actinopteri, Clupeiformes, Clupeidae. Bases 215 to 2200 code for a protein of 661 amino acids. The record is from RefSeq and is a predicted model, not a curated record.